This is a messenger RNA of Anthostomella pinea, 378 nucleotides long. The record is from the annotation of a GenBank genome assembly. NCBI's taxonomy places the organism in Eukaryota, Fungi, Ascomycota, Sordariomycetes, Xylariales, Xylariaceae.
AUGGGUCGCAAGAAUCGACCAGCAGCCCCGGCUGAUACCCGCCCGUCCGAUCAUGGACAUUUUCCAGCCGCCCCGAACCGGCAGCACAAUCAGCGCGCCUCGACUGGUACCGGUCAGGACGUCCGCGAGCAACUGUGGUGGGAUCCUUCGACCAAGACCUUCCACGUCGACAGCACCCUGACUCACUACGCCCGAGAGCUCGGGGACAUCAACGUGGUUGCUUACCGCGCCCGGGACAUGCCCUUGCCUCAGCAGGUCCCGGGCGGGCUCUGGAAUCGGGCGGGUAGCCGUAUUGUUCGCCCUUUUCGAGAUCUUCAUCUCAUCUUCAUCUCAUCUGCAAAGACAUCGGAGCAGUGGUCAUGGCUCGGAGAGAGAUGA